Messenger RNA from Dioscorea cayenensis subsp. rotundata (Guinea yam), 1319 nucleotides. RefSeq names its product oxidation resistance protein 1. The transcript has 8 exons. Lineage: Eukaryota; Viridiplantae; Streptophyta; Magnoliopsida; Dioscoreales; Dioscoreaceae. The record is from RefSeq and is a predicted model, not a curated record. Bases 98 to 1180 code for a protein of 360 amino acids.
AGGCCGGGUUUAUUCCUUAUCGGAAGGAGAAAACGAAAAAGGUGGAGUUUUUGUGAGAAAAUCAAGGGAAUUGUCGUUGGUUGUGCUUUGAUCUUUGAUGGUCUACAUGCCCUCUCUGAGGAGCAAAGCUGCUCACUUGGUAACCGAUCUCACCACCGUCCUCCUCAAUCCCAUCUCCGAUGAACCCUCCAAACCCCAUACGGAAGAAAGGGUGAGAAGGCCUGAAGAGGCUCUUACAGAAAGUGAUGCUGAUGCUCCUGAUGGUCCUGACACAUCUUCUUUUACUGCAUUCCUCGUUUCUCUUUUGUCAUCGUCAGAGUCAGGUGAUCAUCAUAGAAACCAUCCUGUUGAGGAAUGUAACAAUCCUGGUGUAGAUGCAGCUUCAGGAUCAGGAGUGAAGGAAAAUAGUGCAAGGAAAGGCAUACUGGCGAGAGGGAAACAUACACUUGGAAGAGCUUUUCAAAAAGCUUCUAGGCUAGGUGGAUAUAGAUCAAGCUCUCUGCCAAAAGCUGACUCUGAUACAACAAAUGAUCCAAAUCUUCUUGGACAGGAGUUGAAACCUAUCAGAACCUCGAAAGAGAGCACAUCAAAGUGCACGUUGCCUGUUAUUUCUGAACCAUCAAUGCUACUUUCAGAAAAUAUGAGAAGCAACCUUUAUCUAUCACUACCAGCACUAGUUCAUGGGAGGAAUUGGGUGCUGCUGUACAGUACUUGGAGGCAUGGGAUGUCACUACAAACGCUGUACAGAAGAAGCUUCCUUUGGCCAGGUUACUCUCUGUUGGUUGUUGGAGAUCAAAAGGGUGCUGUUUUUGGUGGCUUGGUUGAAGCUCCGUUGCAGCCAACUAAUAGGAAGUACCAGGGUACAAACAACUGCUUUGUAUUCACAAAUCUGCCCAGCCAUCUGGCCAUUUUCCGACCUACAGGUCUUAAUCACUACUUCACUCUCUGCUCAACGGAUUUCUUGGCCAUGGGCGGGGGCGGUCACUUUGCAUUAUACUUGGAUGGAGAUCUUUUGAAUGGAUCAAGUUCUGCUUCAGAGACCUUUGGCAAUUCUUGUCUUGCUCACUCCCAAGACUUUGAAAUCAAGGAGGUUGAGCUCUGGGGCUUUGUAUAUGCGUCAAAAUACGAAGAAACAUUAGCUAUGUGUCGAACUGAGAAGCCGGGGAUUUGCAGAUGGUGAGCUUGCAGUGAAGAGUGAAGACGCCUAACAAAAGUCCUCUACUCAUAUGUAUAUAACUAUAUUAAUCGCGCCAAAGUUUGUAUGUUGCCGUUGUAUUUUGACUGUAUAACAAGAAAUGAAAUGACCGAAAUUACCGAAA